Drosophila innubila is the source of this 2665-nucleotide messenger RNA. RefSeq names its product ATP-binding cassette sub-family B member 10, mitochondrial. Gene Ontology annotation, biological process: transmembrane transport. The transcript is spliced from 6 exons. The record is from RefSeq and is a predicted model, not a curated record. The coding region runs from base 114 to 2255 and encodes 713 amino acids. Gene Ontology annotation, molecular function: ATP binding; ATP hydrolysis activity; ABC-type oligopeptide transporter activity. Lineage: Eukaryota; Metazoa; Arthropoda; Insecta; Diptera; Drosophilidae. Gene Ontology annotation, cellular component: membrane.
UUAUGGCUGCUGCUGUUGUUUUUUUUUUUAAUCGGAUUACAUCAAAGUUGUUUUGGUUUUAAUAUAGAAAAUUUUUUUAAAUAAAGUAGUAAACAUUUUAAACAUCAGUCAUAAUGUUGUUGAACUGCACACGCCUGAAACACGUUUGUACAACUUUACGGGUAUCCCAAAUUUAUAGCACGGGCACCAGAUUACCAAUCAGUUUAAUAAGCAUACAUAACGAACUAUUGCGGCAACCGCUGCUGCUGCUACGACGCCCAUACCAUCAACUAUUCCGAAUACGUCAGCCAGCCGCGGCUGCCGCACGCCAACUCCUCUCAAAUACAGCCGGAGGCGCAUCCCUAUCCGCAUCCUUGGCCUCCAGGUGGGUGGCACGACUACAGUGCAUUCGACGCUGUUUGACCACCAAAAAGAACGGGGCGCUAGUACAGCAUGCGCGUGGAGUGAGCACACCAGCUAAGCGGAUCAGAAUGGGCAGGACGGAGUACAAGCGUCUAUAUAAUUUGCUCAGGACUGAAAAAUGGGUGCUACUAGCGGGUCUCGUCUGCCUGAUUGUAUCCUCGUCCAUCACAAUGACCAUACCGUACUUUAUGGGAAGAGUGAUCGAUGUGGUAUUUAAAAGAAGUGGGGACUCUGUGGCACUGGAUAGAUUACGUGAAUAUUCAGUCAUGUUAUUCUGGAUAUUUGCACUCGGCGGAUUUGCAAAUUUUGCCCGUGUUUAUCUGUUCGGAUCGGCGUCAUUGCGUAUUGUGCGUAGACUACGUUCGCGCUUAUACAAAUCGAUGUUAUUGCAAGAAGUUGGUUGGUUCGAUUCGAAAGGUACCGGUGAAUUGGUAAAUCGUCUCAGCAAUGAUACAUAUUUUGUGGGCGUGUCAUUGAGUCAGAAUUUCUCGGAUGGUCUGCGUGCCCUUGCAAUGAUUGUUGUCGGCUCUGGCAUGAUGGUCUUUGAAUCACCGAAACUGGCAUUGGUUAGUGCCUUGGUUGUUCCCGCUCUUGCUGGCAUGGCCAUUGUUUAUGGCCGUUAUGUGCGACGCAUUACCAGGGCCGAAUUGGACAAAUAUGCUGAGAUUAUGAAAUUUGCCGAGGAGCGUUUUGGUAACGUGAGAACUGUGAAACUAUUCUGUCGUGAACAGAAGGAGGUCGAUGGCUUUAAUGGCAAGCUAGACGAGGCUUUGGAUAUUGGCUACAGGGAGACACGUGCCAGAUCCAUAUUCUUUGGCCUGACUGGUUUUUCCGGCAACUUUAUUAUAAUAUCUGUGCUGUAUUAUGGCGGCAUUCUUGUGCUAAGCAAUGAGCUAACAAUUGGCUCAAUGACCUCAUUUUUGAUGUACGCCGGUUAUGUUGCCGUGAACAUGAAUAUUCUAUCAAAUUUCUAUAGCCAGCUGAACAAGGGCAUUGGAGCAUCGGAACGUAUUUGGGAAAUCUUUGAUCGCAAAUAUGCCAUACCCAUUGAUAGUGGUAUUGUGCCGUUGACAAAACCAAUUGGUGAAAUCAAAUUUCAGAAUGUGGAUUUCACAUAUCCGUCGCGUGAUGAACAGAAGGUUUUAAAUGAUUUCAGUCUAACACUGCAUCCAAAUCAGACAACGGCCGUGGUUGGACGUUCCGGUUCCGGUAAAUCAACAAUAGCAUUGCUUAUGAUGCGUUUAUAUGAUCCACAAAUGGGCUCCGUAUAUCUGGAUGGCGUUGAUUUGCGUACAAUUAAUCCGCAAUGGCUGCGCAUGCAUAUUGGUGCCGUCAGUCAGGAGCCCGUACUCUUCUCCGGCUCCAUACGCACAAACAUUCUCUAUGGCAUCGAUGACAACGAACCGAAUCCGGAGGCGAGACUUCAACAGGCUGUGCACGAUUCAAAUGUCAUUGAAUUUACAAAGAAUUUACCUGAUGGCCUCGAAACAAUUGUUGGCCAACGUGGCAUGUUACUUAGCGGUGGCCAAAAGCAACGUGUGGCCAUUGCCCGUGCCCUAAUUAAGAAUCCCACAAUACUCGUACUAGAUGAAGCAACAAGUGCAUUAGAUUCGGUGUCAGAGCAACUGGUACAGUCAGCAUUGGAUAAACUCAUCGAGGGUCGCACAGUAUUGACAAUUGCCCAUCGUUUGAGUACGAUUCAUGGUGCUGAUAAGAUUGCCGUGCUCGAUGCUGGCCGUAUUAUUGAGCAGGGCAACUAUGAUGAACUGAUGGCGAAUCCGGAAGGUGCCUUUAGGGAACUGGUUUCUAUGCAGGCAUUUGGCACCGGACCACCACCACCACCACCAACGUAAAUUGACAAAGGUUUUUUAGGUUUUAGGUCAGUUCAAUGUGUUCAGCUACUCGGCGAGUACAAAAUUUAAGUUUUAUUUAAAAAAAAAGGAAACCCCCGCCUAAAAUUCGUUAGCUAUAACUAAUUUACAAGAAAUCUAUGGUAAAUUUCAGUUUGUAGUCGCGUAAAUUAUUGAAUCAUUUUCUAUCAAAAUCAUGUGUAAUUGCAUAUACGCAAAAGUUUCUUUUUUAACUUUGAAUAUGGAUUAUAUAUUGAGCAUGUUCUUAAAGGAGGCUAUCCCUUAAAGUUUAGUACGUUUAUAUAAAGACAUAAUAUUUUUGUAAUUUUGAGGCAGCUGUUAUUAUCGAAAUUAUCAAAAUCAGAACGUACCAAAUUGACAAAUAAUUAAUAAAGACGAGAGAAAACAGCGUU